Cuscuta epithymum is the source of this 2510-nucleotide messenger RNA. Lineage: Eukaryota; Viridiplantae; Streptophyta; Magnoliopsida; Solanales; Convolvulaceae. The record is from the annotation of a GenBank genome assembly.
CUUUGUAGUUCGUAUCAUGAAAGGGCAGACUUGUCCGUCUCUGGAAUAAAAGGGACGCGCUUAGACAUUUGGGAGGUGGCGGAGCAGGCCCGAAAUUUAAAAGUCAAAACACCUUUCAAAAAGAGAAAAAGAAGAGAACAGCAAAGGUUAGUCGAUGUGCACCGGAAAAACAAGCGGGAGUCCUUAGUCACAAAUCACAAUCAACAAAUACGGAUAGGUCCAUACCCACUUCCUACUCCUUCCAAGCCGGACAUGAGCGGUGCCCUGACAUCUCUCUGUCGAGUGACUCGAGUUCGCACCUUUCCUUCUAACAGCUUCUACGCCCGAUUUCUCCCCAGGUUCUCUUGUGAUAUAUGUGCUAUGAAGCUCCUGGAGUACACCUCGCAGGCUUUCAGCCCUAUAAAUGAUUUUUUGAGGCACGUAAAUCUAGGAGCGCACUCUCUUAAAGGAUCUUUUCAAGCCUACUCUUGCAAAAACACUAAGAAAGAGAAGAAGCUGUCUCUCAGUUUGGAAAAUGAGAAUCUUCUUAAUGCGCGAGAUAGUGAAAAGGGAUUCCCAAAAUUUGGUGCAAUGCAUAUGGAUUGCAUUGGCAACUUGGUUGUUGUCAAUGUCAAUGGCAUGGAUAAUGAUAGCCUGACUUCUGCAAAAGCUGCUUGCUGCCUAUUACUAUCGGAGUGCAGCAAAGAUUAGCUCUGAGUCCUUUCAUAUUUGUGAAUUUGUCAGUCAUGGAUGAAUUCAUGAAUUCAACUAAGAGGAUCGUGGAUUCGUGGUGGAUAAUAUUUUCCGACAAUAUUAUGUUGAUUGAUGAGACAAGACUAGAAUUUGAAGCGAUGUUGGAAAUAAGGCGAAGAAUCCCGUAGAGUAAGGUUUCAGGCUGAGUCGAAUCAAAAUCGAGUAUAUGAGUGCAUGUUGCGCUGACGUGUAAGCAUACUAAAAAAUACAGCUGGCAAAAUGUGGGAGUAGACACAUAUUAAAGAUAAGAUGAGAGAGUCUCGAUUGCGGUAGUUUGACCAUCUGUGUAAAAGAUCAAGUGACACACCUACUAAAAAAAUUGAGAGAUGGGAAGAGGAAGACCUAGACAGACGUGAAUUAGAGUGAUCAAGAAUGAUAUGACACUUCUUGAUUUCGAUGAGAACAUAGCUUUGGAGAGAGCAAAGUGGAUGAAGAAUAUUUGUGUGAAGGUUUGAUCUGCUUUGGUUUGUAUCCUCGUCCCCCCAUUUUUCUAUUUAAAAUUGUUUUCAAGUCUGAUCAUAUGUUGAUUCAUAUUAGUCGACCUUGAACGCUUAUGGAAAUAAUACAUUUAUGAUGAUGAAUGAUGAUGAUGAUAUUGUUGUUGUAUCUCUAUUGCAUAUGUAGGUGUUGUAAAAGUAGCCUUCCUAUAGGAUAAUUACCCAUUGGCAGUUUAAUCAUUUUCUUUGAAUUAAACUUUGGCAAUCCAUAUGAUCCUCUCCCAGAUGCUUGAUAUCCAUCCACCGGUUGAUUAUCUAUGUUAUCGUUCCAGACGAAAGACAUUAGUUUAUCUACUCCUUACGCUGAAUCAAAUAUAUCCAGAUCAUGACAUCAGGUAACUCUGUAUGUAGAUUAUUUUUUUAAACUUGCUGAGAAGUAGGAUUAUGGGUAAUGCCACUGUCAGCUUUUUGGGCGAUAUGGCAUCCCGUUCUGUAAUCCAAUCUUACAGCCUUUGGAGAGUUGCCAAAAGGUUUGGCAGACAGUUUAGAUGAGUAUUGCUCUGGGUGGAGCUGAGAGUUCAAGUCUAUCCAUUUCCCAAAACUAAAAUCCGUCCACUUGGCUCUAUGAUUAUUAUGUGAUUUUUUUUUGUGAUACCAAAAUUUUCCAACUUUCUGGUUUAUCAGGGCAGAGGCUCACAAAUUUUUUACUGAAGAAAAUUGGGACAGUUUUACGGAGACAUUCGGUAACUUCAUGGUUGAGGCAUCGAAGGAAUGGAUUAAGACAAAUGAGGGCAGUUCUCUGAUGGAGACCUUGCGCAAGGCCUUGGAUGAGGCUGUGCAAUUAUCUGAAUGUGAAGUUUAUAGUUACAAUCCCGAGGCUGAAUUUUAUGAAAAUGGAAUCUUAUGGGCGCACCACUUCUUCUUCUACAACAAGAAAAUGAAACGCAUCGUCAGCUUCUGCUUUAGCCGUGUGAGAACCUUGGCUUUAGCCGAUGAUUUGAAUAACGAGGAAGAUUGAUGCGUGUUCUUCAUUGGCAUGGACAUGCGAAGAAGCAAGAAAGUAACACUGUCAUGUGAAGAUGUAUGCAUAAUUGCAUAUAUCUAUCACCAAUUAUUAAGAAAUUGCAAAUUCUAACUAGGUAUCUCGAUCUCUAAUCCCACAGUUCUGUUAAUAUGGAUGUAUGAAGGUUAUGAACAAACUGUGAUUACGACUGGAACUUACGUAUAUAGUACAGCAAUACCAAGGCCAAAGAGAAUGUGGGAUGAAUAGCAAAGGCCAUACAUGGUUGCCAUGUUAUUGAAUUUGAAGAUAUGACCUAGGACAGGGGUUCCUACUUCCUA